CUUUCAGCUAAAUACAUACAUUUUUUUUACACAUGCCUCCUGCUUUCCAACCUCCUUAUGCUGUUCCAGUUCCUGGCGCAGUCCAAAAAGAUGGCGAGACCUUACCACACCGUCACUUUAGAUUUGCUGACAAGUUAGUCGAUCACCCCGAGAAUAUUCAUACUCUUUGGGACAUGUAUCUUAACGGUUACAAGUUAGCUGGUGACAGACCAUUUAUGGGUACACGUCGUAUGGAAAAUGGUGUCGCAAAAGAGUACGUCUGGCAAAGUCACCCUGAAGUUCGUAAACGUAUCGAGAAUUAUGGUAAAGGUUUAAUUGAGCUCGGUUUAAAACGUCAACAAGCUCUUGGUGUUUAUGCUGUGAAUAGACCUGAAUGGACCAUGACUGAAUUGGCUUCUUACAGACAAGCCUUCAUUAUUGUCGCGCUUUAUGAUACCCUUGGUGCCGAAGCAAUGGAAUAUAUUGUCAACCAAGUGGAUAUGGAGGUCAUUGUUUUAAGCGCCGAUAAACUUGAUAAUAUCACCAAGCUUAAAGCCCAGCUUCCAUCAAUUAAAACCAUCAUCGUCAUGGAUGAUUCCAUUCCACAAGCCAGUAAAGAGUCAGCUGAAGCAACUGGUCUUAAGGUCUAUACUUUCCGUGAAGUAGAGGCCCUGGGUGCUCCUAUCACUGAGGAAACAGAAUUAGCUACAGCAGACGAUAUUGCAACCAUCUGUUAUACCAGUGGUACCACAGGUGUACCCAAGGGUGUUGUCUUGACCCAAUCAAGCAGUGUUGCUGCCAUUUCUGGUAUUGCUGCUGUUGGUGAUAAGGGCACAUUUGCCUUAAUUACUCAUGAAGAUACAUACAUUUCAUACCUUCCUCUUGCUCACGUUUUCGAACGUGCAGCUCAAGGUAUUCAUUUGUAUAAAGGUGCCGCCAUUGGUUACUACCAAGGUGACACUCUCAAGUUAUUGGACGAUAUUGCUGAAUUAAAGCCAACUGUUUUUUGCUCCGUACCUAGACUUUUCAAUCGUAUUUACGAUAAAGUUUUAUCCGGUGUCAAAGCUAAGGGUGGUGUCUCUGCCAUGCUUUUCAAUUCUGCUUUUGCAGCAAAGAAGGCCAGUCUUAACAAGACCGUAAACCAUUGGCUUUGGGAUCGUGUUGUAUUCGCUGGUAUCCGACAAAAAUUAGGUGGUCGUAUUCGUUUUAUUCUUAGUGGUUCCGCUCCCGUAUCACCAGAUGUAAUGGAUUUUAUGCGUAUUUGUUUUUCUGCAAAGGUAUUCGAAGGUUAUGGUCAAACUGAAAACUAUUGCGGUGGUUGUUUGACUAUUUCUGAUGACAAUACUUCUGGUGUUGUCGGUGUACCUUUCCCUUGUUCUGAAAUCAAAUUAGUCGAUGUGCCCGAAAUGGAAUACCAUGCUACCGAUAAACCAUAUUCUCGUGGUGAGAUUUGUAUUCGUGGUUUCUCUACUAUGCGGGAAUACUAUAAGUCUCCUGAAAAGACUGCAGAAACAAUCGAUGCUGAUGGCUGGUUACAUACUGGUGAUAUUGGUAUGUUCGAUUCCGCCAACCGUGUUGUUAUUAUUGAUCGUUUGAAGAACAUUUUCAAGUUGUCCCAGGGUGAAUAUAUUGCACCUGAAAAGAUUGAGGGAGUUUAUCAAAAGCACGAAUUGGUUGCUCAAGCUUACGUCUAUGGUGACUCUAUGCAAGCUUCUUUAGUCGGUGUCAUCGUACCUGAUAAAGACUCUUUCAAAAAGGCUUUCCCCAAUACUGAAAAUCCUUACGAAUCUGAUGAAGUCAAGAAGGAAUUAUUAAAGACAUUAAAUGCUUACGGCAAACAAAAUGAUCUCAAGGGUUUCGAACAAAUCAGAGCUGUGCAUUUAACUUCAGAAGAGUUUUCUGUUGAAAACGAUCUUUUAACCCCAACCUUCAAAUUGAAGCGUGAAACUGCAAAGAAGGUUUACCAAUCCCAAAUCGAGGCCAUGUACGCCACUUUAUCAAACGGCAGAGCUUUCAAUUAAUACAUAUACUCUGACUAAUAAUUUUUCCAAAAAAAAAGGAACCCUUCCCCAACAUGUUUGUCCAUACCAGAUUAGUAAUAAUAAAUUCAUUCAAUGCCAAAAUUUAAUAAAAAGAGCGUUUUUUUUUGUUUGUUUUG
Messenger RNA from Mucor mucedo, 2137 nucleotides. RefSeq lists its product as uncharacterized. Gene Ontology annotation, cellular component: membrane; endoplasmic reticulum. Gene Ontology annotation, molecular function: long-chain fatty acid-CoA ligase activity. Bases 33 to 2000 code for a protein of 655 amino acids. NCBI's taxonomy places the organism in Eukaryota, Fungi, Mucoromycota, Mucoromycetes, Mucorales, Mucoraceae. The transcript has 7 exons. Gene Ontology annotation, biological process: long-chain fatty acid metabolic process. The record is from RefSeq and is a predicted model, not a curated record.